This is a messenger RNA of Solea senegalensis (Senegalese sole), 5029 nucleotides long. RefSeq names its product plakophilin-4-like. The coding region runs from base 215 to 3667 and encodes 1150 amino acids. The transcript has 22 exons. Gene Ontology annotation, biological process: cell-cell adhesion; cell-cell junction assembly. NCBI's taxonomy places the organism in Eukaryota, Metazoa, Chordata, Actinopteri, Pleuronectiformes, Soleidae. The record is from RefSeq and is a predicted model, not a curated record. Gene Ontology annotation, molecular function: cadherin binding. Gene Ontology annotation, cellular component: nucleus; adherens junction; cytoplasm.
UUGAUUGUCGCGUCGCUGCGUGGAGGAAAUGUAGAGGCUUGUCACGAGUGGAGAAGGAUGUGGGGAUGAGGAUGAGGAUGGAUGCGUAAGAGGACGGAGCCAGCUGUGGCCUGCUGCUCCUCGAUCACAGCAACAUCUGGCCGUCUUUCUGCAGGGUCAGAGAGGGCGCCUCAGCAGCCGGUCAGCUCUGGUCUGUAGUGUCGAGGUGGAGGCGAUGGAGGAGGGGGAUGCAGAAGGGGAGGGGCCCAUGGCGGUCAGUGCCGGGCCAGGUGGUCACAGCCUCCCACCUGAUGCAGGCAACAGCAGCAGCACCAACACCACCACCAACCUGCUGGCAUCUGUCAAAGAGCAAGAGCUCCAGUUUGAGCGGCUGACUCGGGAGCUGGAGGAGGAGCGGCAGAUCGUCGCGAGCCAGCUCGAGCGGUGCAUGCUGGGAGCGGAGUCACCUGGAGGAGACAGUAGCAGCUCAUCUGAGAAAUCGUAUGCAUGGAGAUCCGCAGGUGGAGAGUCGCAGGGCGGAGCCAUGGAGGCGCCCGGUCGCCACCUGGAGGUGGAGGAAGGACUCUUUCUACCUGAACCGGACCGGGCCUCCCUGCAUGACAGUGAGGGUCUGUUAAAUGUACACAACAUGAGUAAAUACUCGGGAGGUCACUCGGCCCAGAUGACCUCAUAUUCAGACAGCGGCUACCAGGACAGCAGUGUUAGUUACUAUAGCAACCAGAACGUGGUGCGUUCCGAGCCCCGGGCGUCAUUAUCGCGGAGCCCGAGAGCUGAGGGUCAAGCCUCAGUGCAGGCGUCGAGUCGUGUCUUGCGGCGGAUGGCGUCUCUCCCGUCCAGGAGCCAGUCUCCUGGGUGUGGCACUGCCGGCACCGUCUCGCCCUCCCGCAUCUCCCUGCGGACAUCCCAAGGCAGCACCUAUGACUCCCCCAUCCUGUCUGAACCCAAACCACUGGCUGCAGUGUUUCCCGGCACCAGCAUGCCUCCCUGCUGCCCAUCACCCACCUCCCCAACGAGCGGCACUCAGGCUCUGGCUGGUGGAGGAGGAGGAGGAGCUUUAGGGGGAGGUGGUGUUGGACGCUUGGGAUCCACCCUCUCUCUCAUAGAGGGGAGAGGUUUGACGGGGUCACCGCUGCGGUCAGGGAUGACGGCGGUGCCGCAACACUAUGGCUCCACACUGCCUAGACAGAGCCAGCCACUGGCUUAUGGAGCUGAUCCUUACGGCCUGUACCAGAGGAGCGCACUGCCCAGACCUGACAGCCUCAUAGGCCUCCACAGCUCAUAUGCCGGUCAUGCGGCGCAGAUCGAUCCAGAGUUGAGGUCAGCGUUGUCUCCAGACUGCCACAUGACGCCUGUUUUUGAUGAGCGCUCCUUCCACAGCCCGCUCUAUCACAGCCCCACCCACGACCCCCAGGGCUCUCUCUACAGAACGAGCACAGGCAUGGGGACGCUCCCUCGAGCUACAAGCCAUUGUGACACGCUGCCAUACCAAAGAAGCAGCUACGGGCUGAGCUCUGCAGCUCUCUACGUCGACUCGUAUAGAGUCUCCGGGGAACCCGUCUUCUCCCACCGACACUCGGGGCUGGUGGACCGAGUUGGUACACGCACCCCGUCCAUCGAGAGCAUACACAAGGACCCAAGGGAGUUUGCAUGGCGUGACCCCGAGCUGCCGGAGGUCAUCCACAUGUUGCAGCAUCACUUCCCCUCCGUGCAGGCCAACGCCGCCGCCUACCUACAGCAUCUGUGCUACGGAGACAACGGGGUGAAGGUGGAGGUGUGUCACCUUGGAGGCAUCCAGCACCUCGUAGACCUGCUCGAUCACAAGGUGGCAGAAGUUCAGAAAAGCGCCUGCGGGGCCCUGAGGAACCUGGUGUACGGCAAAGCCACCGACAACAACAAGGUGGCGCUGAGGAACUGUGGCGGCGUCCCUGCCCUGCUGCGACUCCUCAGGAAAACCACUGACAAUGAAGUCCGUGAGCUGGUCACUGGUGUCCUGUGGAACCUCUCCUCGUGCGACGCAGUGAAAAUGACCAUCAUCCGCGACGCUCUGUCCACGCUGACCAACACAGUCAUCAUCCCCCACUCGGGCUGGAGCAGCGUCUCGCACCGCGAGGAACACAAAGUCAAGUUCCAGUCGUCGCUGCUGCUGCGAAACACCACCGGCUGUCUGAGGAACCUGAGCUCAGCGGGGGAGGAGGCGAGGAGUCAGCUGCGUUGCUGUGAAGGUCUGGUCGACUCCCUGCUCCACGUCCUCAAAGCUUGCAACAACACCUCCGACUAUGACAGCAAGAUUGUGGAGAACAGCAUAUGCACCCUGAGGAACCUCUCGUACCGGCUGGAGGUGGAGAUGCCCUCCUCUCGCCUCCUCGGCAACCAGGAGCUGGACACGCUCCUGGGCUUCACCUUUCCAGCCAAGGAGCUGGACUACCUCUGCUGGGGCAAGAGGAGGCGUGGCAGGAAGCGGGGCGGCUGGCCUGAUGACAAGUGGGACGACGGGGGUUCCAUCCCAGGUUUCUCUCAACCUCUGAGGGGAGCGGAGCUGCUGUGGCACCCGAUGGUGGUGAAGCCGUACCUCAACCUGCUUGCUGAAAGCUCCAACCCCGCCACGCUGGAGGGCGCUGCUGGGUCAUUGCAAAACCUCUCGGCUGGAAACUGGAAGUUCUCAGCCUACAUUCGAGCGGCAGUACGUAAGGAGAAAGGUCUGCCCAUCCUGGUGGAGCUGCUGAGGAUGGACAACGACCGGGUCGUCUGCUCCGUGGCCACAGCUCUCCGCAACAUGGCGCUGGACAGCCGCAACAAGGAGCUGAUAGGAAAGUACGCCAUGCGCGAUCUGGUCAACCGGCUGCCCGGUGGCAGUCCGUCAGUGCUGUCGGACGACACGGUGGCGUCGGUGUGCUGCACGCUGCACGAGGUCACCAGCCGCAACAUGGAGAACGCCAAAGCUUUAGCCGACAGCGGAGGCAUCGAGAAGCUGGUGGACAUCAGCAAAGGACGAGGGAAAGGGUAUUCAAUGAAGGUUGUGAAGGCUGCAGCUCAGGUGCUGAACACACUGUGGCAGUACAGAGAGCUGAGGAGCCUCUACAAACAGGAUGGAUGGAACUACACCCACUUCGUCACGCCCGUCUCCACGCUGGAACGAGAUCGCUACCGUUCACAGCCAACGCUGCCCACCAGCCCCCUGCAGAUGUCGCCCGUCAUUCAAACCGGUGGAAGUGCGACAUCUUCACCAGCGAUGCUCGGCAUCAGAGGACACAAUUCCAACUAUCAGAGGGCGCAGUCAUCUAUGCAACUGGACACGUAUUAUGGAGACAACAGUUUACACAAACAGCAGUACACAGGGUCUGAGAAGAAAACCCCGUAUUUCAUUGGGACAUAUUCUUCUCAGUCAGGAGAGGAUUUGAGAAGAUCCCAGCACCCAGAGCCAUUCUACGACGAGCCAGACAGGAAGAACUACAAUAGCUUCAGAAUGUACCUGUCGUCCCCACAAGGCUACGGAGAGGAGCAAUACGAGGACGAAGCCGUCCACCUCACCCCGUCCUCCCCCGACGGCUACGCCAGCCAGUCCCUGCGAUUCAAAGCCAACACCAACUACGUGGACUUCUACUCCACCACACGGAGGCCUUCAAACAAAGGGAACAAGUUCACCGGCUCCCCCGACUCCUGGGUGUAGAUAUAAACCUGCAUAAUGUCCAGCUUGUCUGUUUCUCGGCCAUCUCUUUCUGUGGGUGUUUGUGUGUGUGUGUGUGUGUCACAUGGGUGCGGGCUGUGUGGCUGCGUGAAAGGAAAGGUGGAGGGUGCAUGUGAAUCAGUGUUGGAACUGUACCCAACGACAAGAUCUCCGUUUGCUAUGCACAGCUUUUGACUGACUGAAGUCGGAACGUGUGUAAGAAUGCAGGUAAACGUGAACCAGGCAUUUAUUUAUUCUCUCAAAGUCUCAAAUUUGAAUUAUAAAGAAUAUUUGAUAUUUAAACUUAAAUGAAAUUGUAGAAUAUUUAGUCAAGACUUGAAUGCACACCUCCCACUUUUAAUUCUUUAUAAGCAGCCAGUCUCUCAUAGCUUUAUCUAUAUUUUUCUGAAAUUAUUUGACACAUUCAGACAAAAACCUGACUAUAUUGAGAUUUAAAUUGUUGUCCAUGGGUUUGAGUGAUACACAUCUUCACUCGUGUGACUCCAACAGGUGCCAGCGUGGGAAUCCUUACCAUGAGUGGAGAGGUGAGAAUUUAACAAGAUCAUGAAACAUGUUUAUAUUGUGAAAAUAAGCAACCAUAAAAAGUAAAAACUCCAGGACAUAUUAUUCUUAACAACUUCCAAUGUUACCUGCAUUAUUGUGCACAUGGAUUUGGCAGCUUUCCUGUUCUGUGAAUGGACAGCAGAGAGAAAGGCAUAGUCAAAAGGUGCUUUUGGAGAAAAAAAAACUGCCCUAACAAUGUUUUGUCAACUGAUUUCACUUCUCUCUGCAGUGAAAAUGUGCAGUGUGGUGGCUUUAGAACAUAAAUAUUGUCCGCCAGCAUCACGGUGAGUGCCAGAGGAAAAAAAAAAAGGAACCUAUUGAAGCCGAGUGUCCUUGGUCAAAUAAUAUUUAGGCGCGAGUAAACAAAAACUGUAAAUGUACUUUUAAAUAUUAUUUGAUCAACGUUUGGAGAUAAGGUAAGCACCCUCGGGAACCCUUAAAGACUCAGAGAACCAGGGUUACGUCUGUAACCGUUUGCUCUUGUGUAAUGUUGGCCAAAAGUGCAGUAUAUCAUAAAGUAUGUGAAAUAUGUGAACAAAAAACAAAAACAUGUGAAAACCUACUUGUACAGAUACAAUGGUUUAACUGUCCUGUUACAUUGUUGUAGUCAAUAUGUAGAACUUUAUAUGUGCUCGUGUGGAGGAGAUUUUUCUAUUAUUUAUCGAUUACUUUUUAUUAAUUUACUUGUGAUCUGACCAAAAUACCCUCAUCUGUCUGUUCUGUCCAAAACUGAUGAUGAUAAUGUGCAAUGUUAAACAGGGAAAUAUAUGUAUAGGGAUUAAAAAUGAUAUCAUGACAACA